AUGGGGCACUACUGGGAAUCCGAGAGGGGCUUCCGAUCACGGUUCCCCCCCCACUUUGCCUGCAGAGAGAGGAAGCAGAUGAAGAUCGCUGGCGACACGGAGAACAGCGCCGACCAGACUCACCUCGCUCCGUGCUGGCCGAUCGCGCCGCGGUCAUCUGAUUUCCCAAAUCCGAGGUCCAAGGUGGGAGGGCCUUCCGGGAGUAAGAGGCGAGGACCCCUCGUGUGCGAAGCGGAGAAGAAGAGGCUCCGGAGGUUGGCGACCUACAAUGCCUAUGCCGUCGAGGGCAAGGUCAAGGCCUCCGUCGUCCGGGGCAUCCGCUGGGUGAAGGAAAAAUGCUCUGGCCUGAUCCACCUCCGGUAA
Spirodela intermedia is the source of this 363-nucleotide messenger RNA. Lineage: Eukaryota; Viridiplantae; Streptophyta; Magnoliopsida; Alismatales; Araceae. The record is from the annotation of a GenBank genome assembly.